Molecule: messenger RNA, 1611 nt
Organism: Spinacia oleracea (spinach)
Lineage: Eukaryota; Viridiplantae; Streptophyta; Magnoliopsida; Caryophyllales; Amaranthaceae
Product: myb family transcription factor IPN2
Exons: 6
Coding region: 269-1414 (381 amino acids)
Molecular function (GO): DNA binding; DNA-binding transcription factor activity
Source: RefSeq, a predicted model, not a curated record
AGUCCUUGAUAAAAAAAACGAUAAUUUGCAUGGGAGGGACAGUCUUCUAUUCCACAAAAGAGAAUGGAAAUAUUUUUUAUUAAAGGAAGUAAAAAUGUAAAGAAAGAAAAGGCAAAUAAGGACCAUUUCUCCUUUCUCUCCUCACCCUUAAAAAACCGCAUCCUAUUCUCUUCCUUAUUUGCAUAUCGCAUUUGUUCGUAUUCUCGAGAGAAAGAGGAGAGAGAGAGAAAAGAAAAAGAAAAAAAAAAGAGAAAGAAAGAAGGAAAGAAUGUUCCAUCACCCUAAGAAGCCUUCUUCUAUGACUUCAAAUGAAAGGACUUCUUCCAUGUGUGUUCAAAAUGACUCUGGCCUCGUUCUCACUACCGACCCUAAGCCUCGUCUUAGGUGGACUGUCGAGCUCCAUGAACGCUUUGUUGAUGCUGUUACUCAGCUUGGAGGCCCUGAUAAAGCUACACCAAAGACCAUCAUGAGAGUUAUGGGUGUUAAAGGUCUCACUUUGUACCACCUCAAGAGCCAUCUUCAGAAAUUUCGGCUAGGAAAGCAGCCUCAUAAGGAUUUUAGUGACCAUCAUUCGGUUAAGGAUGCAUCUUCGUUGGAGCUUCAGAGGAACACUGCAUCUUCCUCGGGACUAAUGGGUCGCAGUAUGAAUCACGACAGCAAUGUGCAUAUUAGUGAUGCACUCAGGAUGCAAAUGGAGGUUCAGAGGAGACUCCAAGAACAAUUAGAGGUCCAAAGACAUUUACAACUAAGGAUUGAAGCGCAAGGAAAGUACAUGCAGAACAUACUAGAGAAAGCAUGUCAAACACUAGCAGGAGAAACCAACAUGGCAGCUUCAGGAAGCUAUAAUAACAAAGGCAACAACAACCUUCUAGGCAAUAACAGCCCAACAAUGGUGGACCAUUUAGGAGGAUCAAUGAAAGAAUUCGGGCCGAUGAACUUCCCUUCCCUCCAAGACCUUAACAUCUACGGUGGAGAACAACAACUAGAUCUACACCCAAGUAUGGACCGAUCUUCAUCGUUUGAAAACUUCAUGCAAGUACCAAAUGAUAGCCUUUGUUUAGGCCAAAAGAAGAGACCAAACAUUUAUAAUAACGGGAAUAAUAAUGGUAAGAGUCCUUUAAUGUGGUCUGAUAACGAUCAUCUUCGUCUUCAAGAACUCGGACCUCCAACAUCAGCAAGUUGCUUAGGGCAUCCACAAGAUCCUUUUAAGGCAACAGAUAUUCAAAUUGCACCACCAUCUUCGUCUUUGGAUCAUCAUCAAAUCGAUUCAAUCUCGGAGAUUUAUGAGUCAAAGCCACUCCUAACAACUGAUAUUGACAAGAAAUUUGAUUCGUCGCCUAAGCUAGAGAGGUUGUCACCACUCUCACCAACAACACAAGGUAUCUCUCUUGGGAGAAAUUCUCCCUACGGUUGAAACUUGAUAAUUUUGUUAUGUAGGUGUAACCAUAUUUCCUUUUCCUUUUCUUUUAGAUCAAACUUUUUUUUUCUAUGCUCCAUUUUUUUGCAUGGUCCAUCGUUAGUCAUUUAAGUAGGUUUAAUGAUCUGAAUGGUGUAACUUUUAAUACUUAAUUAUUGUUAAUAAUGUUAUGCUCGUUCUUAGAUCUUUCGAAA